CCCAAAUCUACUUUACCAUGUACAGUCGUUCGGGGCAGAGCCGCAUUGAUGCCCGCACUGCUGACCCUCGCGGCCAUCUGUGUGCCCCCAACUCCUAACUCGUGAAUCGAAACCGGAGCCUUAAGGAUGUCUGUCCGACAGGCAGUCUGCGAAUCAUACAGGGACCAGGUGUUUUCGACGUCUAGUCAUAACGAACCGGCCGAGAUGUUUGAGUUUCACAUUGGGUGACAUUCCAGCACUAGAGGCUGGAGUGUGAGUAUGGGGGUGUGUAAUUAAUCCAAUGGUGGUCGGCGGGGGGGAAAGUGCUGUUAGGAGAUUAUCCCUCAAGAUAGGUAUGCACGCAGCCUUGUCUUCCGAUACAUAAGAGCCCGGCCUACCCUUAGAUAGGUCUGUGGGAACGACUCGAGUUUCCCAACGAAUCUCGAUAGAAUCCUAUUUUUUUGUUGAACUUACGUCCUCAUGUCGGUCGAUUUAAUUAUCUGAAAAUCCGCCCGCCAUGUCGAUUCAAAAACUACCGUACGAGAUCGUGGUGUAUGUCCUGGGACACUUAAGUUUAUAUGAUGUCUUCAACCUCAGUUCCACGUGCCAGCACUUUCGCUUUUUGGCCCUUGAAGACAGGAUUUGUAAAGCGGUACUCGAGGCCACUUCGCCUUCAGCUUCCGAGGUGCAGCUGAAAUCGGACGACGGGAAGUUUGCCAGGGCACUGCGGCGACUGGUCAAGCGAAGGGAAGCAAUAUCUUCGGCGUCCCCAUUUCUCGCCGCCAUCGUGGCGACUACGGAAACCUGGAUAUAUGAGCAUGGUGUGCUAUGCCACAUGCGUGGCACUGAGCUGCGCAUUUUGGACAUCCACAAUUCCGAAGAUCAGGAGACUGUCGUUAAUAUCCCAAAACUCCUCGACGCCGCUAUCGGGGUGGCUCGGCCGCACACGGAAUACAAGUUUCGCCUGCUGUAUUAUUCCUGCAACGUGGUGUCUUGUCUUUACACCCAUGGAAGCCCCGAUCGAGCGCGCUGGCUUAUUGCUUUUGACCUCCUCAAAUACCGAAUCCUUACUGCGCAUCGAGUGGAAUCGAAGCACAAGAUAUUCGUCCGAAACAACGACAAGUAUCUCUACUAUGGGACCUUCUCGGAGCUCGGAGCUGAUGGCUUCAGGCGAUGGGCCCUCCGUGGAUUUGAUAUCGAGCGAGAGAAGUGGUUCGAGGAUAAACUUCAUCUCCCAGACAUAAUGGGGUCAGACCUUGACUCGACAGUCUGUUUUGAGAUCCUCGACGGCUACUUUUAUGGGAUUUCAAACCAAACUAGCUUUGAAGUUGACGAGAUCGACUGGACUUCGUAUUACUGUUGCUUCCGAUUUCCGAUCGAUCAGCCCAGUCUCCAACACUUGGAAUUGGCCCCGAAGCCACAAAUGUGGAGACGACAGCAUGCCGAAGGCCCGAUUGACGAUAGGUGGACAUUUAUGAAACUCUUCAAGGAUGAGAGCUCGGGCGAUCUCAAGAUAAUAGAGUCGCGAAAGGAGUGGCUGUCCGGCCACAGUUCUGCGACAAGAACAUAUUACACCAAGAAGCUGCUCUUUGGCAGCGGAGGAGAAGACGAGAACGGUGAACGAGGCAGCGGGCAAUGCCUAAGUACUGGAAGUCUCUAUCCGGUGAACGAUCAACUAGCCAGAUUUCUCGACAGAGAGAGCCACCCAAAUUACAUGGCCGCUCCCAAACGGAAAGCCGAGGAAGUGCACCUAGGUGAUGACGGCUCCAAGACAGUCUUGUUCACGCUCAGCAGGUGCUUCAUCCGCUCCUAUCACCCGUUUCCGCAGGCAUUUGUCGACUUGGUCAAUGACCCCCACGCCUCUGAACCUAACACCCAGCGAAUCCGAGUCCGCGCAGGGUCACGGCGCCUUCGGAUUGAGGGGGAGAGGCAAGGGCGCCUAAGGGCCUCUAUGCAGCGGUAUGGCGAUUCCUAUACGUUAAGGCAGGAGAUCGAGGACCUGUAUGAACACAUGGAAGUCGAGUACUGGCCCAAAGACUGUCCAGAACAUGACGAUCUCCACUGGGUAUUGAACCCACCAGGCUACGCUGGCAAUGUACACGGAGAAUGGGAUGAAAGGUCUUUGAUUUACGCCACAGGCGGCACAUUGGAAGGAGGACUGAAGGCACUCGUCCUCAUCAGUUUUGAUCCAGGGAUUUAUCUCAAGGGCGUGGGGCCGUUUGGUGGCCACUCCGCGGGGCCGAGUGGCCGCAGGACCCCAGGCACUGCUAUUAUUGGACGCCCUGAGGAGCAGGUUUCGGGCAUGGGAGAAGAGAGGAAGGGAGAGAGCAUGACCGCAAACUCCCGGCUUUCAACAAUGCCACUCUCGACACAUGUUUCCGAGGGGCCCAUACACACAGCUCACAAUGGCACGUGGGCUACAAAAAAACCAGCCUUAUAUCAAAGCAUCGGUAGGGGUUAUCACUUUGCCAAAUGAAGCCGAGUUUUACUUCAUCAAUCCGUGGGGGGAAGUUGGGCGAUAUCAAGGUGAACCCCCACCAGGUUAACAAGCUAUUCGAGGGAGAUAAGAAAGGAAACAGCAUACACAACAAGGAGUAAUAAAAUUUCAGAUAGAUAGUUUAUAGAAAUACAGCUGCA
This is a messenger RNA of Phialemonium atrogriseum, 2616 nucleotides long. RefSeq lists its product as uncharacterized. Gene Ontology annotation, molecular function: protein binding. The transcript is spliced from 2 exons. NCBI's taxonomy places the organism in Eukaryota, Fungi, Ascomycota, Sordariomycetes, Cephalothecales, Cephalothecaceae. The record is from RefSeq and is a predicted model, not a curated record. Bases 497 to 2455 code for a protein of 652 amino acids.